GCCGCCUCCGAGCUCGCCCGCGCGGCGGCGCCGGGGUUCGCGCCCUUACUGGUCUCUCUCCUCCGCCGCCUUCCCUUCCCCGGAGACGCCCGCCUGCUUGAGAUCCUCCACGAGCACUCCUCCUUCGUCGCCGACGAAGAGCCCCAGCUCCUGGCCUCCGCUGUCUUCGCCUUCCUCCGCCUCCUCGCCAAGAACCGCCUCCCUCCGGCCCCGCGGAGUAUCGAUUGCAUGGACUGUGAAGAGUGCAAGAGCGUAGAGAAUCUUGGAGAUUGCAGGGAGAAGCUAGUGUCUUUCUGUGUCUCCGUGUUGCGGGAUCACAUCCAAGUGUGUAAGCUGAUCGGGAGGGAUCUUGUGAGGUGUCUCCAUGAACUGGUGCUCGUGCCGAAGUUCCAGGAACUGUGGAAAGAAUCCGUGUUGGGCCGUGUCGCGGACAUCUGCCGCAUUGGCACGCCGGGUUGGUCCACUGCAUUGGCCAUCUCACCGGAGAUGGAAACGCAGCUGCUGUUCAUGAUGAACAAUGUGAAGUGGGGGAACCAGAAGAGGUACCAGCUGUGGUUUGCGAAGAAGCACUUGAUGGUGCCUGGAGGGGAGGAGAGGAUACCGGACAUUGUUCGGUUCAUAUGUUGUGGGUACCAUCCAUCAAAUGAGGUUAUGCAAUCUGGUGUCAUUGCCCGAUGGGCGGUCAUAGGUUGGCUGCUGACGAGAUGCAGUAAGAGCUACGUGCAGGCGAAUGCGAAGCUGGCGCUGUUCUAUGACUGGUUGUUUUUUGAUGAGGGUAAGGGCAACGUCAUGAAUAUUGAGCCUGCAAUGCUCCUGAUGGUAAACUCAGUAUCACAGUAUACUGAUAUCACUAACAUGCUACUUGAGUUCUUGUUUCUUCUGGUUGAGAAUUAUGAGGUGCAGAGAAAGGAGGCGAUCGGUGCGUGUGUAAGGAAUGCAUUUGGGGUACUGGUGAAGAAAGGAGUGGUCCCUUCCUUGGAGAUAUUGACAUGCUGUGAGAAGCUAUCACCGAUGCUGAGGCAAAAACUUGUGGCAUUUUUAUCUUCUGCUAGUCCUGAAGAAACUGAAAAAAGCUGUGUGCAACCGAUUGAUGAGGCUUCUAAAGCAAUGGAAUUGGAGAACAGAGUCUGCUCAAACUAGAACUAGUUACUGGUUAAUCACGGUGCUCUGUGUUGUCAAACUAGACAUCUUUACUGGUUAAUCAUUUGCCAGAAAUUGCUUCUUUGAAAUCGUCGGGAAGACCUAGAUAGAGUACUUGAAGAUGGUACGGGCAUCACAAGUGGAGGUGAGCACAUCCUUUGAGGAUGGAAGAAAACGAGUUAUAGAAUGUGGGCUUACCAACAGCUGGCCGUAUGAGCUACGCAUACUAUAUCCAUGCUGACUGAUAUCACACGGACACAUUUUUUGACAUCGUUACAGUCUAACCCAUACAGUCAAACUGAAUCAGAAGUCAACUAUGUAAUACACAACCUUGUUAGUAUACUCAUAUUCAUUGUUAUGAGAUAAUGAACAGGCCUUAGCAUUGGUUUCUCAUUUGAAGUAUGGAAAUGGUAUAUACAUUUAACUGAAAGACACAAUAUGUGCUUCAUGCCAUGUAUUUAAAUUAGUUUUUAAUUGUAACAAUUUCAUGUACAGCAGAAAGCUAGGUAUUUAUACAAAUUUACAGUCUGCCUGAACUGAUUGGAGAAACCUCAAUGAGCUUUUGGAUGCUAGAAGCCUAAGACAAAAUGUACAGAUCUUAUGUUCAAAUGUGCUGCAGAGACAACAUGCACAGCAUCCUUGUGAUGGUGAAUGUUUUUGUGUGGGCGUCAGGGCAUGGUAUAUUUUCUUCGGAAACAUAGCCACGUGUGUGGAUAAAUUUCUCCUCGGUUAUAGGAGUUCAUCCGAUUUAAGUAGGCCACAAUUAUGCACUUGUAAAUAUUUUGUAACUAUAAGCUUUUGUUAUUCAAUUAGUAAAAUCUCUU
This is a messenger RNA of Oryza brachyantha (malo sina), 1964 nucleotides long. RefSeq names its product integrator complex subunit 3. The record is from RefSeq and is a predicted model, not a curated record. The coding region runs from base 229 to 1140 and encodes 303 amino acids. The transcript has a single exon. Gene Ontology annotation, cellular component: cytoplasm. NCBI's taxonomy places the organism in Eukaryota, Viridiplantae, Streptophyta, Magnoliopsida, Poales, Poaceae.